GCGCAGCGAAGUGGAAUUUUCCCUGCGAACUACCCGCCCCUGCUCGUUCCAGCUGUAGCCGAGACCCUCCCUCCUCCCUAUUAUUGCCCCCCUCCCCAGCGGCCGCGAGCCAGGCUCUAACCGCUACCCUACGACCGCUCACCCGCCCCCCCCUCGCGCCCGCCGCCCGCCGCCCUCCUCAACCCCGAGCGCCGCCCAGCUUCAGCCUGUCGGCCCCCGCCGCCCUCGUCGCGGUUGCCGUAGCCGUCGUGGUCGUCUCCGCUGCCGCCUGGGCCAUGGCCAACUACAUCCACGUUCCCCCCGGGUCCCCGGAGGUCCCCAAGCUGAACGUCACCGUGCAGGAGCAGGAGGAGCAGCGCUGCCGGGAAGGGGCCCUGAGCCUCCUCCGACACCUGCGGCCGCACUGGGACCCCCAGGAGGUGACCCUGCAGCUUUUUACAGAUGGGAUCACAAAUAAACUUAUUGGCUGUUAUGUGGGCAACACAAUGGAGGACGUGGUUCUGGUGAGAAUUUAUGGCAAUAAAACAGAAUUGCUAGUUGACCGAGAUGAAGAAGUGAAGAGUUUUCGAGUAUUGCAGGCUCAUGGCUGUGCACCACAACUCUACUGUACAUUCAAUAAUGGACUGUGUUACGAGUUCAUACAGGGAGAAGCAUUGGAUCCAAAGCAUGUUUGUAAUCCAGCUAUAUUCAGGUUAAUUGCCCGUCACCUUGCUAAAAUUCAUGCUAUACAUGCACACAAUGGCUGGAUCCCCAAAUCUAAUCUAUGGCUAAAGAUGGGGAAAUAUUUCUCUCUUAUUCCCACAGAAUUUGCUGAUGAAGAUAUUAAUAAAAGGUUCCUAAAAGAUGUGCCAAGUCCUCAUGUUCUUCAGGAAGAGAUGACAUGGAUGAAAGAGAUACUUUCAAACCUGGGUUCACCAGUUGUACUUUGUCACAAUGACCUGUUGUGUAAGAAUAUAAUCUACAAUGAGAAACAAGGUGAUGUGCAAUUCAUAGAUUAUGAAUACUCUGGCUACAACUACCUGGCAUAUGAUAUUGGAAACCAUUUCAAUGAAUUUGCAGGUGUGAGUGAUGUGGACUAUAGUCUUUAUCCAGAUAGAGAACUACAAGGUCAGUGGCUCAGGUCUUAUCUUGAGGCCUAUAAGGAAUAUAAAGGAUUUGGGACGGAUGUUACAGAAAAGGAAGUAGAAGUACUAUUUAUCCAGGUCAAUCGGUUUGCAUUGGCUUCUCAUUUCUUUUGGGGAUUGUGGGCUUUAAUUCAAGCCAAAUAUUCCACCAUUGAUUUUGAUUUCCUUGGGUAUGCAGUUGUUCGUUUUAAGCAGUAUUUCAAAAUGAAGCCUGAGGUCACUGCUUUAAAAUUACCUGAGUAAAGAAGAAUAUUUAGGUAGCCUCAAGUGGCUAAGCAAUCCUUGUGAACCAUUUUUGAAAAACAGAUAUUGAACAGUUAAUAUUUGUUAAAAUUCUAUAAUUUCAUUUGGUUACCUUGCUUUAUAAAUGAUGCCUCUAAACAGCCAACUUAUCUUUAAAUAUUAAACCUAAUUCAGAAAUGUACCUACUGUCAGUAUGAGAUGGAUUAGAAAUUUGUUAAAUCUGCAAAGGUCUGUAGAAAUGACAAUUUAAUCCUUUCUUUGAUCAUUUAGUCUGUUAUAUGUGAAUUAUUUAUUAUAGAUUUAACAUGAUUCCAUUGCUGCUUUCAUCACUUUCUGUAUAAGAAUUGAGUAUAAGCAGUGAAAUUGUUAUUUUUGUUUUAACUUAAAUUUUCCCUAUUGAUUUAGGUAAAUGUUUUUUGGGGUGUUCAUUAUAAAUAAUCUUGUUGUACUGUAUGUGAACAUGAGUCAUUUAUUCUUGAAAUGCCAGAAACAGGUAUGAUAAAUUUAGACUAUUACUUUAAUUUUGGGUUAGGAGGUAAAACCUUUCAUGUCAUGGUACAUUUUCUUAUUUGAAUACUGGAAUGAAUUUGAUCCUGAGAAUAAUUUUUUUUUUUUAAUUCUCCAUUGACUACACAGUUUGGAGUAGAAAUUUCAGUUCCUCUUUUAAUCCUGGAAUAGAUUUACUGACUGAGUCUUAACAAAAUCUUUAUAAUAGAAGAUGUUUUCUUAUCUAAAAUGUGAAUAUUUUUCAUUUCCCAUUUAAAAAAAUUACUACAUAAAAUUAUUUCUAAAUUGUGUAAUUCUGUGUAUUGAGCAGCAUUAGGAUUUUUUUUAAAAUUCUAACGUUCCAUUUGCAAGUAGGGUGAGUCAGUGAGCAAUUCCUCCCUCAUUCCACCUUACCCUCCCCCCCCCCAAAAGGAAGAAAAGGAAACAUUUAAUCAUUCAGCCUCAGUGCUUCUAACUUCCUUUCAUAUCUUUAGCACUUAAAUUUAGUAGUACUAGAAAAAAAAUCACAAAAUAUAUACAACUGGCUGUUGCUUGAUGAAUGUCUAUAAAGUUCAAAGUGAUAUAUGGAAGCUGUGAAAAAUUAAAUAUUUUAGAGAUAAGUUUGAGGAUUCGAUCAUUGUACACUUAAAUUGAUAUGCCAAGAAAUAUUUGAAUUCCAAAAUGUGAUUUAAGGGAAAAGGAAGAUAUGGGCUGGGUUUUGGGGACAUUUGUGUAAAAGAAAAAAUUGGAGGCUAGGGGCUGGUAGGCCUGCAGAAGGGAAGAAGGGACUUCUUGACAGUAUGAGUUAGUCGUUAAGUCUUGAAAUCGCUGUGUGAAGUUUAAUAGUCAACUUUUUAAACAAUUAUCCUGACAAGCUUUGCACUUUGGUCACAUAAGUGCCCAUAUAAAGUUGACAUAAUUUGCCUGCAUAUUCAGAAUGUGCAAGCACAAACUUAUCCUACAAGUAAAUAUUGCAGGGAAACACGCACACGUGCACUCUUAUAAGAGCACACACAAACUCUUAUAAGAAUGUUCAUUUUCAGAGUACUUACCUUCAGACAAGCACUUUUCAAGAUUCUUGAAAGCAAUUUGUAGAAAACCUUAAAGGUCAUUUAAAGUUGUAAAAUUCAUUAAGUUAAUAUCUUCUUAAAAGGAAUUUGUUUUCAUAACAGUAUUAGACCAAGAUUUACUUUUCUACCUCCCCUUUAAUCUUAAUGCAUAAUUAGUCGCAUUUUGGUUUUAUUUUAAACCUACAAAAUAAUAGAAUCAAUAGAUGCUGUUAAUUUGGCACAAUUAAAAUGAUAUCUAGAAAAAAAUGGAAAAGCCAUUUUCCUAUUAGGGAUGGUCAAAAGUUCUUUUGAUGGAUUUUUCAUCUACAUUGAGAAUAUUUGACAAGACUAUGGAGAAAAUACAAAACACUGAUUUUUUUGCUUUCUGGCUGCAUAAGGUGUAACAAUUUGUAUCCUUCAGAUCCUUGAGAAUAGGAGAAAACCCAUUCUCUUUUUUUCAGAUUGUCUUCUCAAGCUGGUAAUUGUAGAUUUAACUAUUCUCACUGAGCCUCAGCUGCCAACUACUUCUGUUCUAGUCAUUUCUUAGGGAUUAAUAUUGAAAUAAUGAGUUGGGGGGACAAUCACUUCUGCCACAAGGAUACACCUAACUCACACCUCAUUGUGUAUGUAGAUAAUAGGAAUGUAUAGUCUUGCUUUAUGAGAGGAAGGAGGAAUUGGGGGGGGGGUAUUGAUUGUUUCACUCCACUGGUUUAUGGGAUCAGAGUGCAGAUAGGGCUUGCUCUUUUAGAAAAAUUAAAUUUCCUUCAUAAUAACCAUUUAAAGACUUAUAAAAGAAAGAAAAAUCUCAGAGUUCUAGAAACAUUUAUAAAAGAUUUUCUUUGUGACUUGCUAAGAUGCCAUUCUGUUGCCUUUUUUCUAUGCUAAGUUAAGGGGCUUGAAUGUCAUACAUAAUAACUCAACUUGUAGUAAACCUGGUAUUGAAAUAGAAAGAGGGUUAUAUAAAUGACAUUCAUGUAUGCACAAUGUUAGUCAGUAGACCAUAGUGGCCUGGGUGCUUUAAAAAGCAGAAUUGAGUAAAUUAUUUUCUUUCUUCUGUCACCACUUGUAAAAUUGGACCUGGUUAAUAGGGUUUAAUUUUUUUCUUAUCCUUUAUCACUGAUAUUUGGAAACUUAAAGGUGUGACAGUAAGUCACAUACUUUUAAUAUGCUUAUUUAAGUUUACUUGGAACAUAAAAUUAAUUAACCAGGUCUGGCCAUGUAUAUAAAGCAGUGUAAAUAAACAUGUGUAAAUUAGUGUGAAUUGUAUCUUACACUUAUGAGCUUGUGCAUUGCCUUGUAUCUUUGCUUUUGUAGAAAUUUCUCUAUAAAUAAUCAAGCUCCUUAUCUCCUCACAACCUUUUUGCUGCUGUUGUUUGUUAAUCUGGCAUAUCUAAUGGCCCUGUCUAUACAGUGGGAAGAUGAGAGAUAUGGAACUUAUGAAAAAUCUUAAUAUGCUGUUACAUUAAAGAGCAGUACUUAUUUAUUUAACUCCUCAGAACCUAAUUUAUAGCCUUUAUUAACUUUGAAUAAACCCUUAUCCUUUGUGAAGUAAAGAUUCCUAGAGACAGUGAUUUUAUUUCAGUACAGCCUUAGGCAAAUAGAACUGCAUUUUUUAGUUUUAAUUAUAACAGUAUUUUAAGUUAAAAAUACUAAACAAAUUAUUGAAAGCUAAAAUAUUAUUACCCUUCUUUAUUUUAAAGGGAUUUAGCUCUUUUACCCAAAAAGCAAUGAGUUUAAUAUUUAUAUCUCUUAAAAGCAAAUUUAAGUCCCUACAAAUAUAGACCAUCUGUCUAAACUUCUUAAGUACAUUUAUUCAUUCUAGAAUGGUAGAAGAGAAUAAGAUAAUUAGUCUAACUUUCUAAAUAAAUCAUUUAAAGUAUUACCUGAUUUAAAGACAAAUUACUCUUUCUAGAGUGACAGAUAAAACCAUUCCAUUUACAUUUUUACAUGGCUUUUAUCCCUUCUAUAACUUCUUACAGAUCCUGACUUGUAGAAAAUAAAAUUUGCUAGUCUUGAUUUCUAUUUACAUAACUUCCUUUGAUAACAUUUAAAUCUAUAUGGCUUUAAGUUAGGCUAUUAAAUAUUUCCCAAGCUUUCAGUUGGUGGAAAAACUGACUGAUUCAAUAGUUUUUUGGAAAUAUAAAGAGAAGGAUGAUCGUGGCAUUAACUGUGAUUGCUUUAAACUAAAAGAAAAUCCUAAUAAUUUUUCCUCAAGGAACCAAGAGUUAUAAGCAAAGUUAUUAAAGUAGCCACAUCUUCUUUUGAAAGUUGCUUUGUGGGAAUUAUGUACUGUAUUUUUCAUUUGAUUUCCAUUUUCUCUUAUGAUUGCAAACUAUUGUAAUGUCAUUUGACUACAUGGAAGCCUGUGCCACAUUUUAAAGCAAUUGGCAUGUUAUUAAGAAAUUAGAGUAGUGUUUGGCCAGCCAUUUCAUAGUAUAUGUGAUUAGUCAUUUUAAAAAUUACUUCCCACAAUAUUAGAAUGUAUAAAUGUGUAUAUAUGUGUGUUGCAUAUAUUAUGUAACUUAUGUGUGUAAACAACUACAAUAUUUACUUUUCAAAAACACGAGAUUUUCCCAAUAUUGUAAGCUAAGAGACUCAAUUUCUUGCUGUCAAAAGAAAAUACUUUGAUUUAUAUCACCAUUGUUUUGCAUAUAGACAGGGUAGCAGAGUUGUUAUGAAAGUAUUUUAUUCCGUCAUGUUUAAUUGACACAUAAUCCAGUGAAAUUUUUAAAAAUAUUUUUUUCUACUUAAUAAUUGAAAGUGAAACCAAUGACAUGUAUUAAACAGAUUAGAGGGCAAAACAACCCUGAUUUUUCUACUAGUUAAGAACAUUUUAUUUUCAUUGAUCUUUUUAAAGGUAACUAAAUAUUAAUUGAGUCUAUAAUUCUCUGAAAGAAAAAUGAUGGCAUUGCAAGUAGAAAAUUAUCUCAUAUACACUUAACAUAUUUGUUAGUUUCUACCCUGGUUUGCUUUCACCUUUCCCUCAUAUUUAAAAUAUAUGAUGGGAUGUGGGUUAGAUUAUGAAACAACAUGUGUUCUAUAUAUUAACUUUUUAGUUCUGAUUCUGAAAAUUUUCCUUAGCCAAAACCUUUUCUUUAAUUAUACAUGAACUUAAAAAAAUUAUAAAUGAACUUGCACUAUUUUCCUAGUUUAAAAUGUAACAAUUUGCAGUGGUGAUAUGUUCCAUUUUACAGUCUUGAAUAAUUCCAGCAGUGGGAAGUAGGAGAUAUAUCCCAUAUUAUAAUUACUUUGCUUACUUUUGAUAUAGAACUCUUUCUGGCCAUUGGUUGUGAAUUAGAAGGCAAAAACUUAUCUUAGAGGAUUAGGAGGUUAGGGGGGACUAGAAAAGGAGAUUUUCCAUGAUAAUGAACCUCACUUGUAUAUGUUGUGAACUCACCUCUGUGGCCUGGAAAAGACCCUGGAAUGGAAAAACAAAAUGCUUAAAUUCACUUUGCACCUACUUGUUGUGUGCUGCCAUAUAUAGUUAAUGUGGUUUAGUACACAGGAAAUUGUAUUCUCUGAUCAUCUAAAGCAGAGUUUUUCUAAAUGAGUUGUUUCCUUAGAGUUUUGCAUCUCCAGGAAAACUAAAUCUACAAAGCCUAAGUAAAAACUUUUUUUUUUUACUGUGCUGAAUUUUCAAAAGCCUUUGUACAUCAAAGUCACUUUCCAUAAUAUCUUAAGUAUUGUUUAAAUUUAAAAUACACAUUUUUGGAAGAAGUUAAGUUAUUACUUCAAGAGCUUAAAUGACAACUUCCUUAGAAUCAGCUGGUAAAACAAAAUUUGAGUGAUUCAAAGUUAUUGUAUUAGCUGUGUGUGUUAGAUUUGGAAAUUGUGGCAUAAGGCUUAAAUUUGUAUUUAUCAAAUGUGAACCGUAGUAGUGUGAUGCUGCUUUGUAUAUACUGUAAGUGCUACACAUAGUCUCAGCACUGAAAAUGUAUUGAUACCUCUCCAAUGAGUUCAACUUGAAGUGUAGGUGUUUUGAUAUGCCUCAGAAUUGUGCGUGUCUGAGAAUCUGUUAAUCUGUUUGGAAUUGAAGAUACUUCCUGUUUUGUUUCAUUUAAUUUAAAAUUUAAUUUUUAUCCUUUUACUACUGUUAAUUUGUCAGUGUGUUCUGUGGAUACAGUGGGGUUGCUGGUGAAUACAACUAAGAUGUUAACCUCAUUUAUAUGUUUUGGCUAUAUGGUCAUAAGCUAUUAUUGGAGUUGAUUGUAUUUCUUUUUAAAAAGUAAGUGGUGUUUAAGCUUUGUUUUUGUUGUAUAAAUCCUUUUACCAUUGAUUAAAUGAAGGAAUGUAUCUUUUUGAAGAGAUUUAUAUUCUGUAAAUAAAAACUGGUUGUAACAAUAAAGCUAGGUUCUAACUUC
Molecule: messenger RNA, 7263 nt
Organism: Dromiciops gliroides (monito del monte)
Lineage: Eukaryota; Metazoa; Chordata; Mammalia; Microbiotheria; Microbiotheriidae
Gene: ETNK1
Product: ethanolamine kinase 1
Exons: 8
Coding region: 276-1367 (363 amino acids)
Biological process (GO): phosphatidylethanolamine biosynthetic process
Cellular component (GO): cytoplasm
Molecular function (GO): ethanolamine kinase activity
Source: RefSeq, a predicted model, not a curated record